Aethalodelphis obliquidens (Pacific white-sided dolphin) is the source of this 2194-nucleotide messenger RNA. Its product is annotated as nucleosome assembly protein 1-like 2. Gene Ontology annotation, biological process: nucleosome assembly. The record is from RefSeq and is a predicted model, not a curated record. Gene Ontology annotation, cellular component: nucleus. Lineage: Eukaryota; Metazoa; Chordata; Mammalia; Artiodactyla; Delphinidae. The transcript has a single exon. The coding region runs from base 312 to 1403 and encodes 363 amino acids.
UAGUGAGAAAGGUCAUUUAGUGGGCUGCUCUGGCUGCAGCCUUAGGCUUGCUCCAGUAUUGUACCCGCCUGCCCCUCUUCUGCUUCCUCCCCCUCAGUCCAGCUUCCGCAGCAGCCUCAACCGCUUCCGUUUCUGCCUCCUUCUUAGCCCCCACCGGUGCCCACGUCUCAACCAACUGCCGUCUACUCCACUUUGGUGAGUCUUUUCCUGUGAAAAAGCUAAUGAUGGAAGGGCUUGGGGAAUAGGGUGCAGCCGGUGAAGAAGGCCCAUUAAUCGGCGCGGUGGCAGCCGAAUCCUCUUCACAGGCCUUGAUGGGGUACUCCUUAGACGAGAGCUUUACUGAGAGCCUGCCUCUGGCAGUUAAGCACCGAGUGUACGCUCUCAAAAAUCUUCAGGCCAAAUCCGCAGGCCUAGAUGCCAAGUACCUGAGGGAAUUUCAUUCCAUCGAGAGGAAAUUUGCUGGCAUCUAUUGGCCCUUAUUGGAAAAGAGACACCAGAUCAUCAAUGCACUCUACAAGCCCAUGAAAGAGGAGUGUGAGGUGAAGUCCAAGGCCGAGGACAAUGGUUAUAAUGAGGUGGAAGAUUAUUCUAAUGCUCAGAUGCAGGGUCUGGAGGAGAAUCCGGAGUAUGAGGACUUGGAAGAAUAUUGCGAGGAAGAUUUCAAGGAUGUGGAGGAGGUGUUUGGGGAGUAUGGAGGAAUUGAGGGACAUAAUGUGGAUGAAGAGAAAGAGGAGCCUACAGGGAUCCCUGAUUUCUGGCUCACAGUUUUAAAGAACGUCGAGGAGAUCUCUCCAUUGAUUCAGAAAUAUGACGAGCCCAUUCUGAAGCUCUUGCGAGACGUGAAAGUCAAGUUUUCAAAACCCGACGAGCCGCUCGCCUUCACUCUGGAAUUUCACUUUGAACCCAACGACUACUUCACAAAUGAGGUGCUGACCAAAACUUAUACGGUCAAGUCUAAGCUCCAUUACUCUGACCCCCACCCCUUUAGGGGAUCUGCGGUGGAGCAUUGCAUAGACUGCAAGAUAGUCUGGAAUGAGGGGAGGAACGUCACUGUGCAAACGGUCCUGAAGAAGCAGAGGCACAGGUUUUGGGGACUGUUGCGCACAGUGACCCAGGAAUUUCCCCUAGAGUCCUUCUUCAACUUAUUCAGUGCUCUCCGGUGGGGUAUGGAUGCCGAUGAAGAUGAGGAAGACGUCUUCAUUGCUCACAGUUUGCGCACGUUUGUCAUCCCUAGAGCUGUGCUGUAUUUCACAGGAAAAGCACUUGAGACCGAGCAAGAGGGGGUGAUCAGGGAAUGUAAUGAGCUGGCUUAUGACAAAGUCACUCAUGAGAACGGGUUGGCUGCUGUUGAGGGUGCUAAAGGCCAAAGCCUGGACCCCCAGGAAGAAGAUAUUGAUAGCUGAAGCAGGGAGGUUGGUGUGUGUGGGCCCCCAGGUUGAGUCUGCCUGUGUUUACAGUAACCAAAACUUAACCAUAAGUUACUUACAGUCUUAAAGUGUUGUCUCUUCCUGGUACUCUCAGUAUAAAACUAUGUCCAAAUAUAUAUUUAAUUUAUUUAAAAAAUUUUUUUUGUCCAAAUAUAUUUAACAACGCAUUCCAUCUAGCACUCCAGUAGUGUAAACUUUUUAAAGAAAUGUAGAAGGCAGUGAAUUCUCUAAGCAUAUGUAAACCUUGGUAUUGUGAAUUCAUGGCUUUUGUCAGGUUGCUGUUAGUUUCUAGCCAUGAAAAAUUACCAGAACUGGUAACUGAGAUAUAUGUGUUUGGAGAUUUUUUUUUUCCUGGAAAAAGCAAAGCGUGCCUCUGUUCCCCAGCCUUCUUGGUGAAUGGGCUUUAUUCUGUUUGCACUAACUGUGCCUUCAACUGUUUGUUAUAGAAAUGCAGCAAGUUAUACUAAAAUGCACUUGAUUUGUAAUUUGAGAAACUACUAGCAUAAGAAUAAAACAUUUGUAGCAAAACUACAUUUAUUGUUAUUGACUGUUGUUUAUAGGCUCCUGUAUUUUAUGUGAUAUAGUGAUCUACUCAGAAACCCAGCUGUAUUAUUUUUUAUCAGUGAGGUAUAGUUAAAACAAUUUUCUCUAAAUCCAUAAAUUGUGCCAUGUACUUCUGCAAAAUGGGGUUAAAGUAUGCAUUUUCUUUUCUGGAAUGUUCCUCUCUUUUAUGGAAAUUACAUGAUUAGUUAAGCUUUUUCCUUAUG